Molecule: messenger RNA, 1950 nt
Organism: Thunnus maccoyii (southern bluefin tuna)
Lineage: Eukaryota; Metazoa; Chordata; Actinopteri; Scombriformes; Scombridae
Exons: 9
Coding region: 112-1929 (605 amino acids)
Biological process (GO): microtubule cytoskeleton organization
Cellular component (GO): cilium; cytoplasmic microtubule
Molecular function (GO): microtubule binding
Source: RefSeq, a predicted model, not a curated record
UAUUCACCAACUGUAGAAUCCAGCACUUCAGUCACUUGUAGAUCGAGCUGAGAGAAAGUUCUCAAAGUGGUUUCUCCUUGUUGACAGUUUAGUGGUGUUUUUCUAAUUCUCAUGGAUAAUCGCAAGACAUCGAACAUGUUCCAUCGAUUCUGGAAGUGGGCACAGAGGAAGUGCAAUGAUGAUGAUCAAACUGGGAGCCAAAGAAGACAGGUGGACCCUGAUGGCUUCACCAGUGAGUCCAGGAUCCUGGACACACAGAGGGCUAGGAGGGAUGCAUUGAUUGAACAUGCAGAAAGGCUGUGCAAUAUGGAGAAAGCACGUAAUGAUGCUGUUCUGGAGAGACUGGGACUCUCCAGACAAGACGUCACCCAGCCUUCACCUCCACCACCAGCUGCUUGCAGAGGGAACCCAAAAUCCUCUCUGCAUCGAAGAGGGAGACUCAGCCCUCUUCGAAAUGCACCUCGCCUGAAUGCAGAGCAUCUCAACAGGCACCAGAGGAGUCCUGAAAGUCUGGAUGAGGAGGACACCUUCUGGGAUGAGGUGCUUCUUGGAAGUCAGAUGGCUGUCCAUGCUUUUAAAGAGGCUCAAAUGGCAGACAGAGACCAAAGCCCAACUGCUUCCAUCAGUUCUGUGUACAGCCUCAGCUCAGUAGAUACUCACACUCCCAGUGAGCUGAGGGAGCUUUCUCUGAUGGGAAACCCUGUUGAGGUGACGCCAUUGAGACCUACUCCUCCUCCUCCUCGAACGACCCCUCUAACCAGAAGAAGAGUGAGUCGUCUCCCUGUGCCUUCCUUUGCAGCAGGUAAGGAGGCUACAAAGAAAGUUGAGGCUAUUGUGGAAAGUCUAGAGCGCUUCCAACUCAGCUCCAUCCUUUCACCUCGACCCCCAGCGACAGCUAAGAAGAUCCCUGCGGUGGUCAAAACGGCUGCCAGGAAGAUCCCUGCAGUGGUGCCAGCAGUUGCCAAGAAGACCUGUGAUCCUGCAGUGGAGCCAAAUUCACAACCGCAGGGGUCUUCCACGAUGGCGCCUUUGGCUCCAACCACUCGAAAAGGUCCUCAAAACAAAAAAAGAGGAUCUCGACCUGGGAAAAUUCUGCGCCCUGCAAAGGCUUUCAGUGGAACUGGCAAGAAGACCACCAGUGACUGCAGCCGCCAGACUGCGAAGGAUGAGAAGGAUGAGUUUCAGCCGUUGAGUAACCCUGUGGAGAGUCUGUCACUCUCCUUCCAGCUGCUCUCCUCAGACGACUGGAUGAAGAAAAUGGAGGGCUUGAAGACACUUCGCGUUCUGGUGAGGCACCAUCCGGAGACCCUGAAGACCAAACUCCACGAAGUGUGUUUGGUCCUCAUAGAGGAGGUGAAAAACCUGCGCUCUGCAGUGUCCUGUGCGGCUAUGAACACCUUAGGUGAUCUAUAUCUUCAUCUCCAAAAGAUAAUGGACCCUGAGGUGGAGCGAACAGGCCGGGCCUUGCUGUUGAAACUGGCACAAACCACAAAUGCUUUUAUUCAUCAGCAGGCCAAUCUUGCACUGGACGCCAUGGUGGAAAAUUGCAGCUAUGGUCGGACUCUCAGCGCUCUGUUGAACACAGGGCUGAGCCACCUUUGUGUUGCAGUAAGAGGGAGCAUGGCACAACACCUGCACCAGCUGGUUGAUCGCUGUGGAACAGCUCACAUCUUCACAUCAGGGAGAAUCUUCACUGAGCGAUUCUUCACUGCUGUCUCCAAGAUGUUUGUGGAUUGUGCACCAGAAGUGAGGCAUCAUGGACAAAUAAUCCUGCAGGAACUGGUCCUCCACAAGGAUUUUCUGAGCCUUUGGACAAAGAUCGUCCCAGAAAAGGAUCGACGUGCCCUGGACAAGAUCUUAAAGGCCAAGAAGGUUAAUGGAAAAGGAAAGGGGCAUCAUGAGCUAAUUAACUCCAGAGGGUGGCAGUAAUGCAACAACAUGCACGCAGAA